AUGUUAUUAAACUUUUUUGUUUUUUAUUUUAUUUUAAUUCGAGUUUUAUUUCAAACUGUUACUUCAGUCACUUUGAACAGUGAAGAAAUAUUAAAAUAUUAUUCGACAAAUGAUUGCAGUUCGGAUGAAUAUUUUAAUUCAAAUCAAUUAAAAUGCUUAACUUGUGACGCAAAAAAAAAUUUAAUUCCUUCUCACGAUGGCUUGUCGUGCGUUUGUAAUAAUAGAAGCAUAAUAAAAAAAUCAGGUCUCGGUUUUAUUCCAGUUUGUCAGUUAUGCAAACAAAAUGAAAUACCGACUCAAGAUCAAACAAAUUGUAUUUUUUGCCCCAAAAGCAGUACAAAUUCUUCCAUUAAUUGCACAAAUUUUCAAUGUUCAUCUGAUAGUAUUUUAGGUCUGUAUUCAAUGUAA
Molecule: messenger RNA, 408 nt
Organism: Pediculus humanus corporis (human body louse)
Lineage: Eukaryota; Metazoa; Arthropoda; Insecta; Psocodea; Pediculidae
Exons: 2
Coding region: 1-408 (135 amino acids)
Biological process (GO): cilium assembly
Cellular component (GO): ciliary transition zone; MKS complex
Source: RefSeq, a predicted model, not a curated record